Molecule: messenger RNA, 1518 nt
Organism: Hordeum vulgare subsp. vulgare (domesticated barley)
Lineage: Eukaryota; Viridiplantae; Streptophyta; Magnoliopsida; Poales; Poaceae
Exons: 1
Coding region: 54-1478 (474 amino acids)
Source: RefSeq, a predicted model, not a curated record
CGCACAGCCAGCGAAUCUUCGCAUCCCAAUCCAUAACUCCAUAAGCAAGCAAAAUGGUGAGCGUGCUGUCGUCGCGCACGGUGCGGCCUCCGCCAGCGCCACGGCCGCGCCGCCGCAUCCCGCUCACCACCUGGGACGUCCCCAUGCUCUCCGCCAACUACAUCCAGAAGGGCCUCCUCUUCCACAAGCCCGCGGCCACGCUCCUCUCCACCACCGCCCACGUCGUCGACCACCUCGCGGCCGCCCUAGCCGACGCGCUCGUCCACUACUACCCCGUCGCCGGCCGCUUCGUCACCGACCAGCACUACCGCGGGGAACUCGUGGUGGGAUGCUCGGUCUCCGUUGACUGCGACGGCCAGGGCGUCCAGGUUGUCCACGCCGUCGCCGACGAAGGCGUCUCCAUGGCCGACGUGAUACCUCCCGACGUCGACGUGCCGCCCGUGGUUCAGUCCUUCUUCCUGCUCGAUGGCGCCAUCAAUUAUGACGGCUGCGACCACCCGCUCCUCGCCGUGCAGGUAACAGACCUCGCCGACGGCGUCUUUGUUGGCUUCUCCUACAACCACUCGCUCUCCGACGGCACCGCCUUCUGGGGCUUCCUCAACGCCUGGGCCGAGAUCGCGCGCGCGAGGCUCCUCGGGUUCCCGACGCCGUCGUCGCGCCCGCCCUUGCUCGACCGCUGGUCACCCGAUGGUGGCGUGGCUGCGCCGGUCGUGCUGCCGUGCGCCCAAGUGCCGGACCUCAUCAAGCGGCCGUCCCAGACCCAGACACCGCUGCGCGAGAGGAUGCUCCACUUCUCGUCAGAAUCGCUGGUGGAACUCAAGGAGCGGGCACGCCAGGAGCUCCUGGUCACCGGAGAUGAGGCCGGCGCCGCCGCGCUCACGAGGUUCCAGGCGCUGGCCUCCCUCCUAUGGCGUUGCAUCACCCGCGCACGGCGGCUGGCACCGGAAAAGGAGACGACGUGCCGCGCGGCCAUCAACAACCGCGGGCGGCUCCGGCCACAGCUGCCGACGGAGUACUUCGGCAACUGCAUCUACACCGUCAGCACGGAGCCUGUGCGUGCACAGGAGCUGCUGGAGCGCGGGCAUGGGUGGGCAGCGGCGGCCGUCGGGCGCGCGGUGGCGGCACAUACAGACGCAGCCAUCAGGGAGCGGGUGGCUGCGUGGACGGAGGAACCACCCGCAAAGAACCCGCCGGCGUACAUGAUGAGCUGGCACGAUCCGUGCGGGACGCUAAUGGGGAGCUCGCCGCGGUUCGACAUGUUCGGGUGUGACUUCGGGUGGGGGAAGCCCGUGGCGGUGCGGAGUGGCAAGGCUAACAAGGUCGACGGGGGCACAGCGUUGUACCCAUGUCCGGAUGGGGGAGGCGGCAUGGACGUGGAGCUCAGGCUCAUGCCAGAGCACAUGGCCGAUCUUGAGGAGGACGAGGAGUUCUGGGCCGUCGUCUCGCCGGACCAGCCAGUGUCGGAGGGGAAACUUUGAACCAUUUGGAAAGCUUGCCAACGACGUGUUACAAAUGGAA